AUGUCAUCCCCAUCUACACCGCGGUCGACGCGGAGCGCGUCGUCCGCUGGCGGUUCGCCCAACAUUCUCACGCCAGGCCGAAAGAUCAAAGCUAUGAUGGCUGCAUUUGACAGUGACUCGGAGUCUGAUAACCAAGCCACCAAACCCACACGCGCGAUCUCGAAGAGUGAUCCGCAAGAAAAUAAUGCCGAAACGCAGGAGCGGAGUCCAGCCCAGGCGUUAGACAGCGAUUCCGACGAUGCGGAGGAUAUUGUCCGACCAAAGGGCCGGAUGGCUGCUCGGAUGCAGGGCCAGACUUCUGACUUGCACGAGGUUGGGCCCAAUCAAGAAGACUCGGCUUUUGCUCGAUUGUCCAAGGCUCUCCGAACCGAAAGGGAGCAGACACAAAAGACCCAGAAAAAGGACCCCACACCAAACGACGACUCUAGUGAUGAUGAUCUUCCUGCGGCUGGCCCGAGAAGGAGGAAUAAUGCCAACGCGAAGGAGUCACCGGCACCUGAUAAUCAAUCAAAUGGCACGCCGCCGCGUCCCCGAGAGUUCUCCCCUCUGUUCGUGUCCUCACCAACGGGCCCGAGUAAUGACACCCAAGCCCAGAACGAAAAUACAGGAUCUGAGGCCGAAGAGCAUCCCAAGAGCAAUGCUCGGUUCCUCGCACUCGUCGCGCAGAAGCGCAAGGAACGAGAAGAGCGCGAAAAACUCGAGGCCGAGAAAAAAGCUGCCAGCAGAUCCCGGAUGAAGCAGUUUAGCUCUGAAAUUCUUUCUGGAGAGGAGAGCGGAGACGAUGACCCUGGCGCCGCCCGGAAGUUGACGCAGAAGCCUCGACAGCCCCGAAAGGCAAGCAAGAAGGCUCUGGAAGAGAUGAGCCGGGAAACACAGCGAAUGAGCCGCAACAUGCAGUUAGCUCACCAGGCUACCACAAGAAAGAAGAUCACCAAAGAGAGCCUUUUCGCCCGCUUCAACUUUAUGCAGCCAGAGCCUCCGGCCGUACAGCAGCCCACAGCUAAUUCAUCAUCGACGGCUGGGUCCCAGAACUCGUCUGAUGGAGAGGGCCGAAAGCACAAUGAUACGCCUCACACCUCGCCCGUCCUCGGACCAUCAGAUGCUGAAAAGCCCGCCAUCGUCAGCGAUAACCCCACCGGCCAGUCAAUGGACGGCAAGUCGAUGCCCAAAGAGGCCGAGGUCUCCAAAGAAUCCGAAGCUCAGUUGGCCCAAUCAGCAAUUGCCAACCCCAAAAAGGAGUCUCGUCCUUUGAGCCAGCCGCCGGUCCGGGUACUUCUUUCUCGGCACUCUGUCGCUCAGCACCAGAAUGAAGACUCCGACAGCGAUUUUGAGGUGGUGACUUCGCCUGCCAAAUGUCGCAGCAUUGCCGCAUUCGAGAACCUACCUGCCAAGAAGAUGCAAGAAUCUCCAUCCAUGACAAAGCUCAAGGCAUUAGCGCAUUUGACCUCUCCAACACGAAAGAUGACUUCGAUGAACUCCGCGGAACUCUCGGCUAGCCUACUCUUCAAAGCCAGGCGACAGGCUGCCCAGGAGAGGCGAGAGCGCAUUGAGGAACUCAGAGCCAAGGGGGUGCACAUUGAAACCGCCGAAGAACGCGCAGCCAUGGAGGAUGACGUUGAAAACCUGGUCGAGAAAGCCCGUCAAGAGGCAGAUGAAAUUGCCCGUCAGGAGAAAGCUGCCAAGAAGGGACAGGAUGAUGAUGAGGAAGAGGAUGACGAUGACUAUCGUUUGUCUGGCUCUGACGAAGAUGGUGAUGCUGACGGAGACGACGAAGAUGAGGAUGAAGACGAUGAGGAGAGAGCCAACCACAACGAGAAUCUUCUCGAGGAGGAGGCUCACGAAGACGACUCGUCUGCCGAUGAACAGUCCGAAGGUGUACCUUCAGAUGUGGAAGGCGAGGUCCCAGCAGCCCGGAGGAAGCGACCUACCCGCGUGGUCAGCGACGACGAAGACGAAGAACAACAGCCACCCUCGACUCCUGUGAGGCCUGCAAACAAUACCGCUCAAUCCGCCGAACGACCUCAGAUCCCCGGUCUGGGGACACCCGGUAAUAUGUCGAUGGGUCUUACUCAAGCAUUUGCUGGCACUCUGGGUGACAAUUUUGCCGAUAGCCAACCAGGCUCUGCAACCGUCCCAUUCUCCCUCCCCGACCCCGGUCAGCCUGUCCCUAGCCUUCGGAAAGAGGACUCCGAGGUUCUCGUCCGCGAUAGUCAGGAGCAGCCCGAUGAGCCUGAUUUCAUGGCAGGUUUUAGCCAAAAUAUCACCAGGGUAUCAGAGUCCCCUGCUCCCCUUCACUUCUCCCAAUACUCGCAGCUUCCCGAUCCAACGCAAGAUGAAGGUUUCGUGUUCUCGCCCUUUGAUCCCGCAAAACGGUUUAGGGAAACACCGCCCCUGUCGACGGUCGACACGGUCCUGGUGGGUCAGAGCCAGUCGCCCAUUGCGGAUCGAAAGAGCAGACAUCUACGACGAGGACGUGCCGUCGAGCUCUCCAAGAUUCAAGAGGAACACCAUGAAGGUGACUUUGAAAUCGAUGCCAAUGCCUUCAAUGUUAUGAAGAAGGCAUCCAAGAAACCCGCGGUUGCAUUCAACAAGAAGUCCAGCAAGGCGAAGGACAUUGUAGAAGAGGCUGCCGAGGAAUCCGAGGAUGAAUAUGCCGGACUUGGAGGUGCUAGUGAUGACAGCGAUGGCGAAGAAAACGCAUACGAUCAACAGAUGAUCAACGACAACAGCGGUGAAGUUGUCGAUGAGAAACAACUUGCCGCGCUCAAUGCGGUACAAGAACGAAACCGCGACGAGAAGGACGUCGCCAAGCUGCUCAAAGAUAUCACCACUGGAGCUCUGCGCCGCCGCAAAGGAGCUGAUGAUGACCUCGAUCUUGAUGACUCAGAUGAUGAGCGCCUGGCGCGCCGACGCGAGAAGCAGCGUGAGUUUGCGAAAAUGCGCAAGGCUCUUCUUGCCGACGACAAAAUCGGUGAAAUUGCAGAGAAUCCUAAGAAAGCAGCCUUCUUCAAGGCUGUAGAGGACCGCGAUUUCGAGGAUGACUUUAACUUGGACUUCCUCGAUGAGAAGGAGAGUGGCUCCCAAGGAGAAUCUUCACAGAACGUAGCCUCCGAGGAGCAGACCGAUUCUGGGGCAAACGCAAAUGGAAGCAACAAGCGCAAGCGGCCACUCGAACCUUCUGCUGAAGACAUCACGAAUCGACCGCCGCCUCACCUUCGCCGCACGCCCGCCAGUGCAAUGUCAAAGAAACCGGCAACACUGGCUGAAAUUCGUGAGACUCUUUCCUUCUUGACCGAAACCCCUGAGUACGACUCCUUCCACGAGGAUGCUUCCCUCGACGACGAUGCCGCCGAGGCGGAAGAUCCCGUGGAAGAAGACGCAGACGCAGCAAGCGCCGAAGAGAUCCAGCAAGAUGGCUCAAACCCUCAUUCACACGAUGGCUUCUCCAAGCCCAGUCACUCACGCCGUACGCGGGGUCAUGUCGUCGACCGUCUCGCCCUGCUGCGGCAAGCAUCCUCCAACUCAGCCUCAGCCUCCGGGUCUGGAAACACCAAGUUUGCCUUCCACAGUGGCGGCAGCAAAGAGGGUCCCGUCGGCUUCCGCCCACCCCAACUCCUCCGUCGUGUCACGACCGGCUCGUCUUCCUCGUCGGGCACGUCUACUUCAAGCACCUCCAACCGCGUCUCGAAACCCGCGUCGGGUCCGAAGAAGGGCAGUGCGGUCAAUUCUUAUACUGCGGCGCGCGAGAAGGAACGCGAGCGGGAGCUUCGUCUGAAGCAGCGCAGUGGAGGGUCCAAUUUUGCCAAGUUGCUGAGCAAGCAUGCUGGUAGUGGAUUGAACGCAUUAGCCAGCAAGGGCCAGUGGGAUUAA
Molecule: messenger RNA, 3870 nt
Organism: Penicillium alfredii
Lineage: Eukaryota; Fungi; Ascomycota; Eurotiomycetes; Eurotiales; Aspergillaceae
Exons: 2
Coding region: 1-3870 (1289 amino acids)
Biological process (GO): mitotic G2 DNA damage checkpoint signaling; activation of protein kinase activity; mitotic DNA replication checkpoint signaling
Molecular function (GO): anaphase-promoting complex binding
Source: RefSeq, a predicted model, not a curated record